GCCGUAGUCCUAGCGGCAGAUUUAAAUUAUUAAACCAAAAUAUCCAUUACAACGAACAGGUUGCGCAAGCGGUGGUCAACGAGAUUAAACAUCGACGUUUUAUAGCUUGUUCUGCUACCACUCACGUUUUGGUAUCUAAACCAUUUUAGUCAUCGUGAUAUAGUUGUAUAGUUAAGGUUUGCUUGCUUAAAGUAAAAUGAUACUUCGAUCUAGAAGAACACCCGCUCGUCCAUCGAAGGAGGCCGUCGUUACCCCCACUUCCACUCGGCGCAGCCUUCGUCCUCGCUCGGCAAUACGAACAAGAGCAGCGAGCCGAGAAGAGGCGGUCAUCGAGUGCGAACUGCAGUUCUCUGAUGAGGAAAGCAUCCCCACUGUUGCCAAGCGUCCCAAAAUCCCGGCUCGAGCUCGAAGGAGGGCGGCCGCAGCGCAGGACAGCGAAGAUGUGGACUUUAAGACCCCCGUCCGCGGGCGGCAGCUGCGGGUGCAUUUUCAGGAGGACAGCCUGUCCCCUAACCCUUCGACCCCUAACCCCGCCGUGCGGAACAUCUACUCGCCCAUCGUUCGAUUCCUGACGCCAGUUAAGAACGGUGUACAGUCUCCCGCCUGUGGGCUGAUGAGUCCGGAGCAGUGUGUGUUCGGCUUCGACGCCCUCAGCCCUCUGUCAGACGACGAAACCAACGACGAGGUGUUCAACCCGUACGCCUUCAUCAAGAACAUUCCGUCACACUCCCAGCAGUCCCGGCCCUGCGUGAGGGACAUUCCGAUUAAGACCCGGAGCGUCCCGGAGGCCACGCUGGUCUUGGACCUGGAUGAGACCCUGGUGUUCAGCACGCUCAGUCACCUCGAUAACGCAGAGUACACUUUCCACACUUCCUUUCAGAAUCACAAGUACAAAGUGUACGUCAUCCUAAGACCCCACGUCCAGAAGUUUCUGCAGAAAAUGUCAAAGAUAUUUGAGAUGUUUGUCUACACGUCAGCGAAAAGACAGUAUGCGGAAAAGAUUCUGGAUGUCCUGGACCCACAGAAAAAGCUAUUCCGACACCGCCUGUACCAGGACGACUGUUUCUGCGUCCUGGGCCACUACGUUAAGGACCUGGGCCUGCUGCAGAGGGACCUGGCCAAAACCGUGGUGCUGGACGACGCCCCCCACGCCUUCCCUUAUCACGUGAUGAACACGAUCCCCAUUCCCAGCUGGGUGGGCGAUAAGAGUGACAGGGAGCUGCUGAAGCUCAUUCCGUACCUGGAGAAGCUGUCUGAAGCGGAGGAUUUCCGGCAGGUGCUGAAGAGAAGGACAGAUCAUUUGCACCGGCUGCUCUCUGAAGACUGAGGUGUGGAGGCGCGGCCUCUGCCAGCGAUACGCUCCGGCUCGAGACGCCGUGAGAGGCUCCCUGUAACAAUCCGAUGUGGAAUGGCGACACCUGCUGCUCGCAGGAGAAAGUGCAGCCCUUGUGCGCUAUAUUUCAGAACGGAUUUCACACCAGUUGAACCAGUUGAAAGCCCUUGAGCUUGAAUUUUUGUUGUUGUUUUUUAAGAAAAGACUUGAUUUAAAAAAUGUGCGAAAAGUUCCAAAACGCCUGUUUUCUGUAAGCAGGGAAUUGGAGCAAACUACAGCAGGAAAUCAAUAGCUCAAGUCGUGCCCUGCUGGACAAUGUUGGAAGCUUUCGUCCCGUUUUUCAUUGUUUUCCCUAAUUUAUUAAUUUGAUAUUUUUCUUGAUCUAUGUGUAUUUGUGUGAUUGCUGCCGGUUUUAACGCUAAAAUAAACCCGUAUGACAUA
Messenger RNA from Anguilla anguilla (European eel), 1774 nucleotides. RefSeq names its product CTD small phosphatase-like protein 3. Bases 197 to 1327 code for a protein of 376 amino acids. The transcript is spliced from 11 exons. Gene Ontology annotation, molecular function: phosphoprotein phosphatase activity. NCBI's taxonomy places the organism in Eukaryota, Metazoa, Chordata, Actinopteri, Anguilliformes, Anguillidae. The record is from RefSeq and is a predicted model, not a curated record.